Messenger RNA from Capronia coronata CBS 617.96, 1374 nucleotides. RefSeq names its product N-acetylglucosamine-6-phosphate deacetylase. The record is from RefSeq and is a predicted model, not a curated record. Lineage: Eukaryota; Fungi; Ascomycota; Eurotiomycetes; Chaetothyriales; Herpotrichiellaceae. The transcript has a single exon. Bases 1 to 1374 code for a protein of 457 amino acids. Gene Ontology annotation, biological process: N-acetylglucosamine catabolic process. Gene Ontology annotation, molecular function: N-acetylglucosamine-6-phosphate deacetylase activity.
AUGGCUUCGCCAGGAAAGUUGGUGACCAAAUUUACCAACGGUUACCUGCUGAAGAAUGGUCAAAUCGUCCCCGGAGAUCUUUGGAUCUCCUCCGAAACAGGACAAAUCAUCAGUCCACAGUCGGCUUUUUACUCCUCUCACCUAACUCCAGACAAGGUUGUUGAUCUCGACGGAAGGAUAAUAUCUCCAGGGUUCAUCGAUGUGCAGAUAAAUGGCUGUUACAACUUCGACUUCUCUAUGCCUGACGCAGAAUACGCACCAAAGUUGGCACAUACACAUCGGCAAAUGAUAAAGACCGGACUUACCUCUUAUGUUGCCACCGUGAUCAGCACCAGGCCAGAAUCAUAUCAUUCUGUAUUGCCUCAUCUGGGUCCCUCUGGGAAGGAUCGAGAUCCUGGCAAAGGAUGCGAGAGUCUGGGUGCGCAUGUUGAAGGACCUUUCCUCUCGCCAGUACGGAAUGGAAUUCACAACCCUGACGUUUUACGUGAGGCUCAUUCAUGGUCCGAUAUUGAAGAGUGCUACGGUGCCUCGAAUCUCCGGAACAUCCGCUACAUCACAGCUGCACCCGAGGUUGGCAAAAUGAUGUCUCUAAUUCCCGAAUUUGUGUCCCGAGGCAUAGUUGUGUCCAUAGGUCACUCGGAUGCCACAUUUGAGCAGGCACAAUCUGCUAUCGCUGCCGGAGCCUCGAUGGUUACACAUUUGUUCAAUGCCAUGCGUCCCUUUGGGCACAGAGAGCCCGGUAUCUUUGGGCUGCUAGGUCAAUCGGCUCCAUCUACGCCUGUCGCGACACCGAAGCAUAGUCGCCCGGGCAGCGCAUCGACCUCCCCUCGGGGCUCGCCCAGGUCUUCGAGACGGUCCACACCCCGCUCUAGCUUGAGCAUCAGCACAUCUGCCGCAGACCUGGAGAAGGAGGCUCGAUGUGUGCAGCCUUUCUACGGGCUCAUUGCUGAUGGCGUACAUCUAUCUCCACAAGCGUUGAAAAUUGCUUACUCGGCUCAUCCGCAGGGCGCUAUCCUGGUGACAGAUGCCCAAAAGUUUGCCGGAUGCCCCGACGGGGUGUAUGAUUGGCGGGGAGAGGACCGUUUCGUCAAAGAGGGCAAGGUUCUGAAGCUGGAAAGCAACGGACGCAUUGCCGGCAGUGUCGUCGAUCUGAUCGACUGCGUCAACAACUUCAUGCGGUUCACAGGCUGUGGGUUGGCCAAGGCACUGGAAUGCGUGACGAGCACGCCAGCGAAGAUGUUGGGCAAGGAUGUCGAAAAGAGCAAAGGAAGACUUGAGGUCGGCAUGGAUGCGGAUCUUGUGAUCCUUGAUGAAGCGCCGGAUGGAGACUUGUCGGUGCAUCAAGUUUGGAAGUUUGGAGUUCAAGUGGUAUGA